This is a messenger RNA of Pseudomassariella vexata, 2035 nucleotides long. RefSeq names its product amidase signature domain-containing protein. The record is from RefSeq and is a predicted model, not a curated record. The coding region runs from base 129 to 1919 and encodes 596 amino acids. The transcript is spliced from 4 exons. Lineage: Eukaryota; Fungi; Ascomycota; Sordariomycetes; Amphisphaeriales; Pseudomassariaceae. Gene Ontology annotation, molecular function: catalytic activity.
CUACAGACAAAAGAAAUUGCGGCUAAAACUCAGGCACAACCUCGACUCUGAGAUGCCAUUGUGACUGCCAGGGUAUCUCUCUAACUCCCUCGCUCACUGUUUCACACACAACACCUUAACUCAUCGCCAUGUCUUCGACCCGACGUUUCGCCAAUUACCCCAAGGCCCGUGAGGGACCAGCCACGCCUUACGUCUCCGGGGUUGAGAAGAACCCGGUGUUGCGCGGAUGGCCGCUCAUUGUUGGUUCCAACCUUAUCAUCAGAUCUACGACGAUUGCCAAUCUCUUCUGGAGCAAUGCCCACUUUGGCAAAAUCAAAGAUAUACCAGGUCUGGAUAAGCUGCAGUAUAGAUACGAGCCAACGGUCAUCCCGAUUGCGGAGGAGAAUGCAAGUACCCAGGUUGAGCUCGGCCCCGAGUUGUACAUCCGGAUGCCGGAUGAUCUGCCAGGACGAUACUACACCGUUGCGGAUUACCAUGAGGCGUACAAGACCGGCCAGGUGACUCCCUUACAGGUCGCCAAAGCUCUCUUGCCCAUCAUCCGCCGUGACCUUACUCCACCCGGCAAGUAUUCCUCGGCGUGGGUCAGCAGCGAUGUUCAUCGCAUCCUCACCGAUGCCAAGGCCUCGACGGAGCGAUACGCAUCGGGCAAGUUCCUGUCCAUUGUUGACGGCGUUCCCUUUGGCGUCAAGGACGACACCGAUGUCGAAGGAUAUGUCAGCCAUUGGGGUAUGGCCUACGACCCCAAGCUGGCCUUCUUCCGUCCCGCCAAGAAGACGUCGGAAUCCGUCAGCCAUAUUCUGAAGGCGGGAGGUAUCAUGAUUGGCAAACAGACACAGCAUGAGCUGGGAUCCGACACCACUGGAUGUAAUCCUCGCUGGGGAAGUCCUAUUAACUGGUACAACAAGUCGUACUAUACCGGCGGCUCGUCCUCAGGAGCAGGAUCUGCUCUUGGCGCUGGACUUGUACCUAUAUCAAUUGGCACGGAUGCUGGCGGAAGCUGCCGGCUACCCCCAAGUUUCAAUGGCGUCUAUGCCAUCAAAACAAGCCACGGGCGCACAGAGACCAUGACUACAAGCGUCUGUGUGACAAGUCCAAUGGCAACCAAUGUCACCGACUUAAUCGUUGCAUAUCGCCUUAUAUCUCAGCCCAACUUUGAUGAUCCUAGCCAGUCCCUGUUCUCACGCUCCAUUCCCACAAGCCCACCGGUCAGAAAGUUCAUCGGCAUAUAUCCGGAAUGGUUCCAAGACGCCACGCCAGAAGUUGUGGACCUUUGCGAGAAAGCCAUCAACUACUUGACGUCCAAGUGCGGCUACGAGGUCGUGCACAUCAGCAUCCCCUAUAUCCGCGAAGGUCAGGUGGCCCACGGGGCCUCAUGCCUCGGCGAAGCAGCCGAGACGGCACGCAUGCGGACCCCGAACCCGGCCGACCGCUUCUCCAUCGUCAACCACGUCAACAAGGUCCUUCUUGCCGUCGGAGCGCAGACCAGUAUGCUCGACUACUGCAAGUUCAGUCAGUUGCGAGAACUUCACAUGGAGCACCUCGCGUUCCUGUUCCAGGAAUAUCCAGGCCUGUUCAUCAUGACCCCCGCAGCCCCUGACGCUGGCUAUAAGAUCAGUCCCAGUGACGAGGAGUACGGUUUUAGCGACACCAACAUGACGCUACGCUCGAUGCGAUAUGCUUGGCUCGCUAAUUGGACCGGAUGCCCAGCGGCCGUCGCUCCCGUGGGGUAUGUCAACCCCGAGGUGGGCGAGGGCAAGCUGUCGGUGAGCUUGAUGGCCAUGGGGGAGUGGGGAGCCGAGGAGCAACUGUUAUCUUGGGCAAGGGAGGUGGAGACGUACUUAAACGAGGUGUACCCGGGUGGACGCAUAAAGCCCCAGGACUGGGCUAAUGUGCUGGAUAUGGCCAAGAAGAUUGACUAAGUGGAUGCCGCAAUGGCCACAUCGCGGCGAAGCUCUCAAGGAUUUGUAAAACUAGGUAGCCGGAUCAUCUUUCAAUAUUUCAAAUCGUAAUAAUAUCGUUAUGUCACUAGGACCCU